UCCGGCACGCUGUGGCGGCAGUCACUUUGCUCUUGCGCGCAGCGGCGAUCUGAGUCUUUCAGGAGAGCGAAGGCUAUAGGGGAGGGGUUGUCUCCAGUGCACGGCAGCUGGUGUGAGGGUCGGCGGCGGUAGUUGACAACUGUGCACGGGUCCCGUCUCUGUCGCCGGUUUCUUAGGACCCCCGCUCCGCCCACGAAGUCCGAUGGCGGGGGCUCAGAUUCCCAUGACCACAGAAGCGGUUACAGACUGUAGGAAGGGCUGUGUGACCUUUGAGGACAUGGCCAUUUACUUCUCACAGGAGGAGUGGGUGCUGCUUGAUGAGGCUCAGAGACACCUGUACCAUGAUGCGAUGCUGGAGAACUUUGCACUUAUAGCUUCACUGGUUUGUUGGCAUGGGAUGGAGGAUGAAGAGGCACCUUUUGAACAGAGCGUUGCUGGAGAAGUUUUGUUAUGGGUCAGGACUCCAAAGGCGGGUCUGUCCACCCAGAAGACUCGCCCCUGUGAGAAAUGUGUCCCAAUCCUGAAAGACAUUUUGCACCUGGCUGAUCUACCUGGGCAGAAACUAUACUUGGAUGGAGCAUGUGCAAACUUACACCAGCUUCGGAAGCAUUACACUGCAGAGCAAGGGGAUGUGGAGAGGGCCUCAAUUGUAAAGAGCUGCAUAUUCCAUGUGUCAGGGAAUCCCUUCACCUGUAGGAAGGUUGGAAAGGAGUGUCUGGCCACAUGGGGCUUUCUCCACCACCAGGUCAUUCUCAACAGUGAGAAGCCAAACAGAAUCACCAAGUGUGGGGAGGCCUUUCACGGUGGAAAAAGUCAUUACAAAUCGCAUGAAUGUGAGAAAGCCUCCAACCACAAACAGAGUCUUGUUUACUGCCCAAGAGUCUCCACUAGAAAAAGGGUUUAUGAGACUAGCAAAUAGGGGAAAGCUUUUCACUGCAAGUACUCACUUGUUCAGCUCCAGAGAGUCCACACUGGAGAAAGGCCUCACGAGUGCAGUGAAUGUGGAAAAUCUUUUAGGCAAAGAGCCACCCUCAUUAUACACCAGAGAGUUCACACUGGAGAAAAGCCUUAUACAUGUGGUGAAUGUGGGAAAUCCUUUAGUCAAUGCUCCAACCUUACUGAACACUCCAGAAUCCAUAGUGGAGAAAGGCCUUAUGAGUGUGAGGAAUGUGGGAAAGCCUUUGGGUGCAAAUCCAAUCUCAUAAGGCACCAGAGAACUCACACUGGAGAAAAGCCUUAUGAGUGCAGUGAAUGUGGAAAAUUCUUCAGACACAGCUUCACCCUUGUUCAACACCGGAGAAUUCACACCACAGUAAGGCCUUAUGUGUGUGUCCAGUGUCGGAAAUCCUUUAGCCAAAGAGCUACUCUCAUUAGGCAUCAGAGAGUUCACACCAGUGAAAGGCUUUACGAGUGUGGGGAAUGUGGGAAAGCCUUUGGAUCCAAAUCCAAACUUGAUCUGCACAACAGAAGUCACACUGGAGAAAGGCCUUAUGAAUGCACUGAAUGUGGGAAAUCUUUUAGACAAAGCUAUAGCCUCGUUGAACACCAGCGAAUUCAUAGUAGAGCAAGGCCUUUUGAGUGUGGCCAGUGUGGGAAAUGCUUUAGCAGAAGAGCUAUUUUCACUAAACACCAAAGAAUUCACACUGGAGAAAGGCCUUAUAAGUGUGGUGAAUGUGGGAAAUCCUUUAGUCGAAGCACCAGCCUUAUUCAGCACUGCAGCAUUCACACAGGAGCAAGGCCUCAUGAGUGUGGCCAGUGUGGAAAAUCCUUUAGGCAAAAAUCUGUUCUCAUUCAACACCAGAGAGUUCACACUGGAGAAAGGCCUUAUGAAUGCAGCAAAUGUGGCAGAUCUUUUAGCCAAUGCUCCAGCCUCAAUCUCCACUGAAAAUUUCACAUCCUGGAGAGGGCCCAUGAAUGCAGGAAAUAUGGGAAAUCCUUCACUCCAACAUCUGAUAUUGUUUGGCAACAGAAAGUCCACACUUGAAAAUAGGCUUAGAUUUGAAGGAAACAUGCUGUCUCCUUGUUCGCUGUAAUGGCACUAAAUAGUUCAGCCAUGUGCCUGAAGUUAAACCUCAUACUUGCAAGCAUCCAGAGUGGUAAAACUCCCCAGGAGUUUAUAGGCCUGUGUGAGGUUUACAGGAGCUGCACUGCACAUUCCAAACCACCCAGGACCCUUACCAGAGUUAGAUCACUGCCAGUUCCUCUAGCAGAAGCCAUCCCACUUCUGUCGCCUUGUACAGUGUUUCAUCAGUCACCCCAAGGUGCCAAAGGCGAAGCAGAUGUUUGUGUUCUUCCCCCUUCCCUGGAGGAAAUCUUUGCCCUUUCAGUGAUCUCCCUUUUCUGAUUAAGUAUGAAUGACCCAGUUUGGGCCAAGAGUGGGCUCUGCUGGAGGCUUGCAGGGAAGGGUUACCUUCUUCAUGGAAAUUGUUGGUUUCACAUAACACUUGUAGUUGAAUUUUCCAGCCUUCAGGCCACCAACCAAUAACGGUGUGCCUCAUUGCUCUGGUUUGUGCAGCAAUAAAGUUCUUACUGUUUAAUCUA
Ailuropoda melanoleuca (giant panda) is the source of this 2541-nucleotide messenger RNA. RefSeq names its product zinc finger protein 416 (gene ZNF416). Lineage: Eukaryota; Metazoa; Chordata; Mammalia; Carnivora; Ursidae. The transcript has 4 exons. Gene Ontology annotation, biological process: regulation of DNA-templated transcription. The record is from RefSeq and is a predicted model, not a curated record.